Messenger RNA from Exophiala dermatitidis NIH/UT8656, 1425 nucleotides. RefSeq lists its product as uncharacterized. The transcript has a single exon. Bases 473 to 1174 code for a protein of 233 amino acids. Gene Ontology annotation, cellular component: mitochondrion. NCBI's taxonomy places the organism in Eukaryota, Fungi, Ascomycota, Eurotiomycetes, Chaetothyriales, Herpotrichiellaceae. The record is from RefSeq and is a predicted model, not a curated record. Gene Ontology annotation, biological process: mitochondrial respirasome assembly.
GCUUAAGCAGCGGAUCUCCUUGUACGUGGCGGCGGUGAUUUCUAUUGCUCGCCUCUCAAGCAAUCAGGUUGUCACAGGACAAUACCAACUUUCCGAGGCCGGACGGGUAGACAAAUCCGCGCAGGGCAGCCACGGACAGAGAGUUCAGAAACAAAACAUAUUUCUACGAGAGGCAAAAACGAAUCCGGUCCGCACACGAGCAAGCGAGAUACCCUAUCCAACCACACCACCCACCGGGUUUCCCCUGUACACGACGUCACGAUUUGCUGGGGAGAAAGUCACGGACAUCUAAGAUCCUUACCUAUCUUCCUCCAUCAUAUCAGCCUUGUCCUUCUUGCUCGAAAAGAUAGCAGCAGGUCAUUCAUAGGAAGGCCGGUCGUCGAGUGCUCAAGACAUUUACACCUCCAUCUAAGUGCAUCGACCACACACAUCAAUCAUUAAAGAGCAAGAGAGCCCCAAUCCGACCACCACAAUGUCGAACUCCAACCCCUUCCCACCCAGCUCUUCAUCCAACGAACCAUCCCCCCUCUCCAGCAGCCCCGUCCCAUCGAGUUUCGACACAGAACCCGAGUUCUUCGAAGAAUCCCGCUCUCAAAAGCUAUGGCGCAAGCUCCGACAAGAACCCUUGAUCCCGCUCGGAUGCGCCGCGACCUGCUACGCGCUCUACAUGGCCAGCAAGUCGAUGCGCGCGGGAGACCACCACCAGACGAACCGGAUGUUCCGGGCCCGAAUCUACGCACAGGGAUUCACGCUGUUGGCCCUGGUGGCCGGCAGCAUCUUCUACAAGGACGAGCGGAUCAAGCGCAAGGCCUUCGAGGCCGCUCUGGAAGAGAAGAAGAAUGCCGAGAAGCGCGAUCGCUGGUUGAAGGAACUUGAGGCUCGUGACCGUGAGGAUCAGGAAUGGAGGGCAAAGAUCCAAGCCUCUACAAAGCUCGGUGCUGAUCAUGCUAAUCUGGAAGAUACGGUGGAUAAAGUCAAGGAUACGGUGGAUAAAGCGAAAAAUGUUGACAGGGAGCUCUCACAGGUUGAGGCGGAGCAGUCUCCUCCGUCCACGAACAAGAAUAAAUCCAGCUGGCAGUUUUGGAACAAGAGUGUGAGGGAGGAAGUCAAUGCUCAGGGUUGGGGUCCGGGGUCGUGGGCGAAGCGGACUGGUGAUGCGUGGAGGAGGUUCUGAAGUGUGUAACUCUACUGAACCGUCCCCGAAGAUGGUCGGAUUGGCAUCACUGCAUGGGCUCCAAAGCAUGAGCAUGAACAAACGAAUACCAUCAGAAAAAAAAAGGGUUAAAACAGCGACGCAGAAAUCAAUGUUGACGUCGGGUUUCAGCAUCACAUUACGACAGUGUCUUAUUGUCUCUUCUCUCGCGUCUCUAGUGACGCCUGUAUACUUGUCGAAGGAAAUGAGAAAAAAAGUCCUCACUCUGUGAA